Dendrobium catenatum is the source of this 3247-nucleotide messenger RNA. Its product is annotated as ubiquitin carboxyl-terminal hydrolase 23. Lineage: Eukaryota; Viridiplantae; Streptophyta; Magnoliopsida; Asparagales; Orchidaceae. Bases 327 to 2981 code for a protein of 884 amino acids. The record is from RefSeq and is a predicted model, not a curated record. Gene Ontology annotation, cellular component: cytosol; nucleus. Gene Ontology annotation, molecular function: cysteine-type deubiquitinase activity; cysteine-type endopeptidase activity. The transcript has 12 exons. Gene Ontology annotation, biological process: protein deubiquitination.
UCUGUUUCGGCUUCGUUGCUUCGCAAGUGUAGAGAUUGCAAACGUGGCUUCUUCGGCUCCUUCUCUUUUCGUCGUUGCUGUUUCGGUUUCGUUGCUUCGCAGGUGUAGAGAUUGCACGCGUGGCUUCUUCGGCUCCGUCGUGGCUGUUCGAUUUCGCUCCUUCAACGGCUUCCCUUCUUUUCGGAUCGGAAGUUACGACAUUUUAAUCGGAAGCAACACGGGAGCUCGCUGGCUGUGAAGGAUUUAAGUUAAAUUCUGCAUGUUACCAAACACAAUUAUUUCUCCGAAUCCUGUAAUAACCUAGUUCUCCAAGCAAAUCGGUUGGGAUGGACGCCGCAGCUGAGAAGGCAGUCGCAGCAAUGUCUGCGGCAGGGCAGCCGUUUUUUUCUCGGAGAAUUGAGUUCCACCCGGCGAGGAGGCCCUACAACGGCGUCCCUAUCUCCUCGGGUGACUUCCGACUCGAAAUUUUAAACCCUGGUAGCGCAGACGAACAAAGGGAGGCAUCGGGCAGCGGCACUGGGCCCGCGGCAGCGGAGACUGCCGCUCAUGGAAAGAGAUCGACAGGAGGAGAGUUUCAUGAGCAUGGAUUGGAUCCCGAACUCAGCUUUAGGAUCAACUUCCAGAGGAUCGGUGCUGGUUUGGAGAACCUGGGAAAUACUUGUUAUCUUAAUUCAGUCCUCCAAUGUCUCACAUAUACGGAACCUUUUGCAGCAUAUUUGCAGAGUGGGAAGCAUAAAUCUACCUGUCGUGCUGCUGGAUUUUGUGCCAUGUGCGCUCUACAGAAUCAUGUCAUGGAUGCCUUACAGUCAACUGGAAAAAUAUUGAGGCCCUUUCAUCUUGUCAGGAACUUGCGAUGCAUAUCUCGGAGUUUUCGCAAUUCCAGACAAGAAGAUGCGCAUGAGUAUAUGGUUAACUUGCUUGAAUCGAUGCAUAAGUGCUGUUUACCUUCUGGUGUCCAAAGUGAGUCACCUAGUGCUUAUGAAAAGAGUCUAGUCCACAAGAUAUUUGGCGGUCAGCUCAGGAGUCAGGUCAAAUGCAUGCAAUGCUCUUAUUGUUCCAAUAAAUUUGAUCCCUUCUUGGAUCUGAGUCUGGAAAUAGUAAGGGUUGAUUCAUUGAGGAAAGCUUUUGCACAUUUCACUGCUACAGAACAACUAGAUGGUGGUGAGAGACAAUAUCAAUGCCAGCGCUGCAAAGAAAAAGUCCAGGCUUUAAAGCAACUAACCAUUCACAAAGCUCCUUAUGUGCUUGCCAUUCAUCUCAAACGUUUUGGUUCAAGUAUCCAUGGACAAAAGAUUAACAAGAAGGUUGAGUUUGAGCCUACCUUGGACGUGAAGCCUUUUGUCAGUGGCGUGCAUGAUGGAGAAUUGAAAUAUACCCUUUAUGGAGUCCUGGUUCAUGCUGGUUGGAGUACUCACUCUGGCCACUAUUUCUGCUACGUGCGGACCUCUGCUGGCUUGUGGUACUCUCUUGAUGAUAACCAUGUAUCGCAAGUCAGUGAGAAGACCGUUCUUUCACGAGAAGCAUAUAUGCUAUUUUAUGUCAGGAAUAGAACACCCAAUAUUAAACGAUCUGUUGAGGAUAAGCUCAACGCUAAUAUUUCAGCAAAUUCUACUGGCAAUAAAGAAGCUCCACUGGGGGAGAGAAAAUUAGAUACUAAAGUUUACAGCUCAAUCACAGCUAGAAAUGAUGCUAUUGUUCAUGAUCCGCUUGCUUCUGUGAAUGAUAGUUCAAGGCAGCAUCUAUUUAAGAAUCAAGAGCCUCUUGUUCAAAAAAAUUGCCAUACUACAACUGAAGGUUCUUGCUUGCAAACUAAUGAUGAUGUUUCAUCAAAUGGGUUUCACAAAACGGUGCUGCCAAUGAAUAGGACAGAGUUACCUGUUUCAGUAAAGUCACAGCUUCCUUCUUUUGAUACCAAGAGAGGAAAUGUCAAUAAGAAUCCUCUGGACAAUGCUACCCAACAAAAGAUGGAGACUAGCAGCGCACCAAGCGAUAAUGAUGAUAAAAGACCUUUGAGCCCGUCAAAUGUUAUGAAUGGUCCUACGAAGGAAGCGACUAGGGCAGCGUUCAUGGACCAUCUGGUUAAUGACCCUGAUAUCAAGAGGUGUUCGAUCAGUUUAAAGGGCCAAAAUGGUAGAGAGAGAAUUUUAAAAUUUCUGGAUGCUAAGCCAGCCGAAUCACUCAAGUUAAACACAGCAAAUAGUUCUGCUCAGGGUGAAACUUCAACAGUUAAAGAGAUGGAUGGCUUGCUAGAUGGUAGUCACCAGGUGAUGUCAAAGAAGCAAAAAAUACCUUUCAUAGCAGAAUACUCAUAUUUUGGGCGCAAGCAGUUAUUCUUCAUGUCUCUUAGAUUGCGUAAAACGAAGAAAAAGAAAACCAAAAAGCAGCAUCAAAAUUUCAGGAAUAAGAUAAAGAGAAGACUAGUAAAUACGUGCACUGAUUCUCAGGGUGCCUCCACAUCUGAAACUUUUAGAACUGUUUCUGUGGAUUCCAUAGGUUGCUUUGAAAAGGACUUGCCUUCCACUUUAAAGAAGAAAUUCAAGAGGGAGGAAUUCGUCAAGUCUGGUAAUGAUAGUAUAACUUGUGAAAAUCCUGGGAAUUCAAAGCAAUCUAGCAGGUCCUCAGGGUGCAUAGAGGGAAAACAAAAUGUGAAGAUUAAAAAUGAUGAAGAUGAAAACAUUCUCCAAAACUGCUCAGUGAGCUUACUGAAGGCAAGCUUGAGGGAAGCCCCAGUUGCAGGAUGGGAUGCUGACGACUUGCUGACACCUCAAAUAAAAGUACAGGAAGAUCGUCCAAAGAGACAUAUUGGUUAUUUGUUGGAUGAAUGGGAUGAGGAAUACGAUAAGGGUAAGAGAAAGAAGCUAAAAUCAAGGCAAUGGUUUGAUGGGCCAAACCCAUUCCAGAAGACAGCCGAUUUGAAAACACAGCAGAGGAUGAUGAAGGUUGUCCAGACCAGCUUUGGAAAAGAGCCACUGAGAAUAUGAUGGAGAUAAAAUGAAUUAUUGUUUGUGAUCAUUGUUCAAUUUUGAAAUAUAUCUUUAUUUUUAUUUGCAAUUUUAUUUUUGUUAGGGGUGGCAGUCCUCAUUUUGUUUUGAUUGUAGAAUCACUAAAUUUAUUGAUGGAAAGGACUUGCUUAUUUUGGAGAUUUUGCAACCAAGUUAAGUUGCAGAGUUGCGGUUUGUGCCAUGUAAAUUUGUAUUCAUUAUAGUUUUGUUUUGAGUAAUUGACUUGCAUAUGGAAUGUUGCAAUA